Messenger RNA from Metarhizium brunneum ARSEF 3297, 618 nucleotides. RefSeq lists its product as uncharacterized. The record is from RefSeq and is a predicted model, not a curated record. Gene Ontology annotation, molecular function: protein-macromolecule adaptor activity. Lineage: Eukaryota; Fungi; Ascomycota; Sordariomycetes; Hypocreales; Clavicipitaceae. Gene Ontology annotation, biological process: proteasome regulatory particle assembly.
AUGUCCGCCGACACCCGGCCCAUAUCGCCGGGCCGCUUCGCCACGGCCCUCAAGGACCUCUCCGUCCCCAUGCUGCACCUCAAGGUGCUCGAGAUCCGCAACUCCAUCGCCCACCUGCAAUACUCCAACGACCAGCUGAAGCCCUUCGCCGAGGGGUCGGCCACCGCGCUCGGCGACGAGCCCGCCCACGGCCCGGACCAGGACUGCGUCGACGCCAUCCGGGAGAACGAGGCCGUGAUUGACCGCAUGGCCGAGCGGAUAGCCCUCGUCCGCGCCGAGGUCGAGGAGCGAGGCGUGAGCUGGGCCGAGUUCCAGAGCAAGGAGGAGGCAGAGGCGGCCGCGGACAAGGCCAGGGCAGAAGAAGCGCAGGUCAAUGGCCACGGCCAGCGGCGCGGGACGCACUCGGCGUGGACGGAUGGCACUUUUCAGACUGGUACCAUACGGGAUGGGCAAAUCCACAUGGACACUCAGCCUCCUCCGACGGCAGGGAGCGGGAACAAUUCAGGUGGGAGGUUGAACGAUGAGGAGCUGAGGCAAGCAAUCGAGGAGCGGUUGCGAACUUUGGGCAAUGAGGGCGACGGCGACGGCGAUGGCGACGACGGUGGCAUGCACCUGUGA